GUAUAUAGCGUUGUUCGACUCGUGUUCCGAAGCCUAAAUUAUUAUAUUAUCGUACCGAACCCGCGGUGUUUGCACAGGUACACAAUAUUUUGUACGCGCGAUUUGAAUACAAUAUAAUACAAUAUUUCUGUAAUAUUAUUAUUAUUAUUGUUGUUGUUGUUGUUGUUGUUGUUAUAGGUAUACGUGUAUUAUAAUACACGGCUGCAAAACGGACGAUUACGUGUUAAAUAAAACGAUUUUAACACAUGUCCGUUCAGUGUGCUGAUAACCGUUAUGGCCGUUAGUGGCCGUUCCGUUCGGGUAUUAUAAUAUAGGUACACACUUACCUAUACCCGCCGUACAUCGUAAUAUUGUCGCCCACGCGGUUAUUAUUAAUAGUUUUUGCCGUACGGUUUUCUAAAACGCGUUAUAAUAAUAACAAUAAUAACAAUACUAAUUAAAAAUUAUUACUCAUAUUUCGAUUAAUAUCCGUGCACGCCGUUUCGUCCCGACAUAAUAUCACAUUGAUAAUACCGUUCGAGGGAAUCGCGAGGUUUUCCAAGAGUGCCGAUACGUGUAUAGUAAUACACGCAGGUAAGUACCGACGCAUAAAAUCGUAUUGUAUAAUAUAAUCCAUUGGAUUCGCACGGCCGAAUAAUAUCGAUACGGUUUGUUUUUUUUUUCUAUCCAAUACCUAAACGGUUUCGUAUAAUACUACGUUUCCGAACCGAUAUUACAAUACAAUCGGUCCGUUUAUUCCAAUUCUCGCGAAAAAACAUUUGUCGAUCAACUCCUACAUAAUAGGUAUAAUUAUGUAAGCAUAACUCUAAAUACAAUAAUAUAUAUUAUUUAGCGAGCCAAAAAUAAAAAAUAAACUUCAGAUACGAAACAUUUUUAUUUAUAUGUCAGUGUCUGUACAAUAAUGACACAUUGUGUACAUCUGGGUGAUUCUUUUUUGGGCGAUGACGGAAAUUUUGUUUUUCAACGAUCCCUAAAAUGUGGGAAUAUGGGUCACUAUCUGUAUCAACUAAUAAGUGUCUCGUUCAAAAAAUAACUGUAUAUAAAUACAUAUAAAUACGCUAAUCUGUAGGCAUACAACUUCAAACACAUGGUCCAUUUUGACAACACUUUUCUGUAUCAACUAAUAAAAUCAUAUUAGUUGAUAUAGAUUAUUUUAUAGGUAUUUUAGGAAACUAAAAAAAAAAAGGGUUUAACUACAAAAAAUGACAUAGAUAUAUUUUAACUAUUUUUUUACCCUUAAAGCGUACCUUAAGAUCAAUAAUUUCCACGCAAAAAAAAAUCAAAAUAAACGAAAAACAGAUAUAUUUUAAAGUUGGGUGGCGUUAAAACGAAAAUUUCACCAUCACUCAAAUAAGAAUACGAAAUGACUAAUGGAUAGGACUUUUUUUUUAGCUAGAAACUUCAACAGUAUUAUACGAUUUAUUUAUUAUUUGGCUGAAUAUUAACGAAUCGAAUGUACAUUUUUAAAACUAAGUCAAUUUUCAAUUAUUUCAAUUUCAAUUGUUCAAUACAAUAAUAAACUAUUACAAUCAGUAAAAGAUCUUAACUGGUUACGAUUUGUACUACCAUCGUAAAAAUAAUUCUUCAUAUGUUAUUUUUUCUUUUAAGUGUGUCACGUUACGUGACGUUAAGUGACAUUAGUCAUCUUUAUUUUCGAAAAAUCACAAUCUAUAUAAAUAAUAACUAUGGAUUAAAUCAGGGUUUUAACGUAUACGUCAUUACGGCUUGGUGAAAAAUCAUUAAUUUUAUACGUUCGAGUUUUUGAGCUAUUCAUAGGUAUUUGGCAUUUUUUUGAGUUUUUAUUGAGUUAAGUGUAGACAAAAUUGUUUAGCCGAAUAGAAAUUCUUGGAAAUAUGUCACGAAAUUCAUUAUAAGUUGCACUUAGAAGUAAGAAAUAAAAUUAAGCAUAUUGUAUAGUAGUUUUAUUAUAUGCAUUUUAAGUUCAAAUUUUGACGUAAUAAGAUUACGGCAUUUCAAUACAUGUUUAACCAAACUUUACUUCAGAAUCGUGGUUUAUCAUUCAUAAUUUAUCGUUGCGUAUAGAUAUAAAUUAAAUAUACUACCUUCUCAACUCCACACCUACAACAGUAGCAUGCCCAUCACUAGUAUAUUUGUUUUUUUAUCUAGGUCCACGAUGACGAAACGCCAAUCGUAAAAAUAAAAUUGGAUACCCUUGAUCUAGUUUCUUCUAUUAAGAUAUUUUGAUUGCAAAAAAAAUUAGUGAAACUUAAUUUUUAACAAGUUAAUAGUAAUUUAAUUAAUUUGUAUAGGAUUUAAUUUUUAACUGAACGAAUUUAAAAUAAAUAUGAGCUAUCUUUUAAGUUGAAUUAAUUUCGUCUAUAUUUACAUAACUCGGUUACAAGUCAAAACAAAUGUUUAACUUGCUCUGCCAUACUUUUUGAUAUUUGUUCAAUGGUUUUAUUUAUUUAGUAUAUAUUUCGUAGGCCAUGUGGAUAAUUAGUCUUUUUUGCGAAAAGACUAGGAUCUUUGCAAUGAGGUAGCCCGUUUGCAAACUACUUAUUGUUUUUCCGAACAGCCUACUGUUUUUCUGGCUUACUGCAUACAGAUUAACAGUAGUUAGGCCCUUUAAAAACUAAAAUCAUUAUAAAGUAAUAACCAUUUUACGCAAAAAGACUAAUUUUUCACAUAGCCUACAACAUAUACAUAUAAUAAACAAGUAAAUAUUUUGGCUAAAUGUCUGAUAUUUUAAAAUUCACAAUAACAGUUAGAAAAUUAUGUUAUUUCAAGUAAAUAUUAUAUUAUAUAAAAAUAAAAAAUAAUAAUAAUUUUAAUUUUAAUUCUUUAAGUAUUUACAAUUCAUUGAAUUAUAAAUUGCAUAUUUCGUUUAUUUAAUUUAAUUACAUUGACUAAUCAUUUUUUUUUCUUGACCUCUUUAGCAGAGGUUUAUCUAUUUUAGCACAGAACAUUGUUCUGAAAAUGUGUGCAAAUAAAUUAAGAAAUAUUUUAUUGGCUGCUGUAAUUAUUGAGAAUAUGUAUGAAUAUAAGUGUGUAGUGUGAUAUGGUAAAAACGUAUAAAUGGGAGGGGGAACGUCACGUUAAAUAUAAAUGAAAAAUAAAUUAUUCACUAUACCUAUACCUAUACUAUACCUUAUAAAAUCGAAAAUAUUUUGAAAUAACUCUAUAAAACAAAAUUUGAAACAUUUUUUUUCUAUAUUUAUAAGUAUCGUAGUUAAAAAAAAUCACUUUUCAAAACAAAUUCGAAAUUACGAAUAUUACCAGCCGAGAAAAAUGUUCCGAACAUCCGAGUCGCUCACUGGAAUAUUAUUUAUACAGCAUAAUGUUUAAUAUCCCAAUGGGUAUCUAAUUAUUUUCUGAUAAGUUAAAAAAUUAAGUACAACACGAAAACCUAGUUUCUUACUUUUCACUCUGGAUAAAAUCUAAAAAGCGUUAAACUGAUUUUUGUACUAUAGAUAUAAAUAGAUACCUAUACUUUGUUUUAGUUGGACAGCAGUGGUAUACUCAAUUUCAUUGGGGGUUAUCGAUCAACCCUCAAUAUUUUAUAUCUAAUACAAAAUAGCAAUUGUUAUACAUAUCACAUUAUCUCUUUGUUCGUAAUCUUAUUAUUAGUGUUAAAUGUAAAUAAAAUUGUGUGAUAUUCUUGUUACUUUAUUUAAAUAUUCAUAUUACCUCUCCACUCCCCGCGGCCACUUUAAAAAGUCCAAAUUAUGUCACAGCUGGAAAGUAUAUUAUAUAUAAUAUUAUAACGUUUUGCAAUUAGAUACUUAUGACUUCAGUUAUUUUUAUUUUUUGAAUUUAGGAGAAAGCGAAAAUAGUACCCAACAUGACCGAAGUGGUACACGAGAAUUUUAACAUGGUUGUGUCAAAAACACAACGUUAUUUAUUACAAUUGUUCGACAAGGAACUGGUUUUUGGCAAGUAUUUUAUAAUUUUUUUUUCAAAAACUUUAAUAUGUUGAUUAAUCAAUGUAUGAAUUAAUACAUAAUAAUUUAUAACACUAUGUUGUAAUAAUGGUGAUUGUUGUUAUUAUUAUAGAUGACGAGGUAGAUUCGUGGGCGUUCAUGAGUUCACCAUGGCCAAUUAUUUCGAUUAUAAGUGUUUAUUUGUUAUUCAUACUAAAGGUCGGCCCGUAUAUGAUGAAAAACCGGAAACCAAUGAACGUCAAAUACAUGAUGCUUUUGUACAACGCCGUACAAACGCUCUUUAAUGGUUGGCUAGUAGCUUGGGUACGUUCUGUCCCUUACCCCCCCCUAUCUAUCUAGAAUUUAUUAUAAUAUCAUGUUCAUUUUUUGAAUUUUUACUCAAUUUAAAAAUUCAAUCAAUUCGUACAUUUAAAAUAGUUUUAAAUAAAAAAAAAAAAUCGAUGUAUGGAAAAUUACUCGGCCGUUUAAACAGAAUUAUUUUUGCCUGGUCUAGUGAUUCUUCAAUAGUCUUACCUGUAACCACCAAUACCGUGCCUUUCAUCUUCUCCUAUACUAUAGACUGCUUUCCUCCCACCAGAUAAUAAUAUCUUUAAAUUCGGAUUUAUAUCAUUAAUCCAUCAUCACUACCGUGAUCCUCCUCUUGGUCUUUUUCGGGUUGGUUGUAGAUAUUCUAUAUCUACCAUCGUGGCUCCUUUUUUUCACAUCACGUGUGUAAAGUAUAGAAAUUUUUGUUUCUUUACGUAAUUUUUUGCCUUUAUAAUUUGCAUUAUUUCACGAAUUUCAGCGUUCUUUAUUUAACAACGGCACUCGAUUUCGUUACCAUAUUUACCGGUCGGCACAUUUUCCUCAAUAAUUUAUUUUCAAAGAACAAUAAUUUCGUCUCUAUUAAUUUGUGCUGCCAUCGUCCACAACUCGCACCCAUAUGUGACCGGUAAUUAGAUAAUUUAGAAAAAUUGUUCAGUACAUAUUACAUACAGAAGGUUAUCCGCUUUGUGUGUAUGGUUUAAUACAUCAACGCUUUAUUAAUUUUUGUGGCAGUUUAUAUAAUUUAUUAUAAUUACAAUUAUUUAUAGAAGAAAUAAAUACUAAUUUCUAUUGAAAAUAGUCAAACGAUUAUAGAAAACGAUUACUUAUCUAAAUAAAUCAUAAUAUUAUACUCUUACUGAUAUUAUAAUAAAAAAGAAUAUAUAUUUUUAUUUCAACAAAAUAGUAUAUCCUAAACGUAAGGUACGAUUAUUAUUGUCCGUUACAACGAUCAUGUUAUUGAAUGAUUUUAUAUUGUUUUCGUUUUUAGUUUUUUACAACUCCCAACGUGAUAAAUGACUUAUUGAAUUACACGUGUCAUCCACUUCCAAGAGACCUCAACCAAUUUAAUUUAAGACAAGUAUGUAUAAUAUAUAAAAUAAUGGCAUUAUCAUAUUAUUGUCUUACAAAUAUAUUUAAUCGCGUGUUUGAAAUAAUAUGAUCUGUUAAAACCACUAACAUUUGAAAUGUAAUAACAGAUAGAAAUCAAUCAAACGCAAAUAUUAUUAAUAUUAAAUAAUGUAUUGAAAUAAUUGCAUUGGAAUAUUUUAUAAUAUUAUGAAACUAAAAGUUUUCUAAUUUUAUAAUUGUAUAAAAUAUGCAUAGAAAACACUCCCUCUUCCCUUAUUACCACUAGAGGUAAGAAAUACUUGUGACAUGUAACUAUAGUGAUGAUCAAAACAAGAAACCGUUAGCCUUGAUUUUGGUCUUAGUUUAGUUUUGCAGAAAGACCAAGACUACAAGAUUGUAAGACCAAGAUUAAUUUUGAUUAUCACUAUACGCAAUCGAAUUACGUUGUGUACGCUUAUAAAACACUAUAAUGUACCCAAGUUUAUUUUAUUUGUAUACUAAACACACAGUUAUUAUAAAAUGUUUCAGAUGAAUAUAUCUGCAUGGUAUUUCCUCUUGUCAAAAAUACUCGAUCUUUUGGACACGGUGAGUAAUAAAUGCUUUUUCACCUUACAAAAAUUCAUUAUAUUAUAACGUAUAAAUUACACGGUAAAGAAUACGUGUAAGCCAGAUUAAAAUGGAAUGAAAUUUCGAUCCGGGACAUCCUCGAUAUAUCUUGGCUAUUUUUCCAUCCCGAAAUUAUUAUCAAAACCUAAAACAUGACUCUUUAUAUUGAUUAUUUAUAUUAUAUUUAAAUAAGUAAUCAAUAUAAUGGUUUAUUUUUUUAAUUUUUCAUGGAUGGGGUCCACAUAAUUUCCCAAACAAAUUUACGUGGGGGCUCAGAAUCGUUUUUUUGUUAGCGAUGAUUCAUCGUUGCUUACAGAUAUUCAUUAAAUUCCCUUUUAUAUCCUACCUUCCCAACUUCCCACCUAAACAGUGACUGCAUCCACGUGGGAAGUAUAUCCAUCUUUUUUUAUUAAAUUAUACGAUAAUUAUCGAAUUCAAUAGUUUAGUCUGAACAUAAGUUGUAUUAAGUACUGAUAAUUUAUUACUCUUUAUUUAUGAAUCAUAUUGAAAUCGAAAAAUGUUUCCUAACUUAUUUUAUUUUCUGUAAUUCGGUACUACCCAUUAAGAGUACGGUAGUUUUAAAUGUGAAACAUGCAUUUUUUUUUUUAAUAAUAAUUUUGAUUAUUAUUUAUAAGGCAUUGCACGUUAGGCUUAAACGAUUUAUAAUAAAUUAUAAUAUUAUUAUCGAUAUAUAAAAUGGAAUUAAAUAUUUUAUUGGCUUUAUAUACAUUUUACGAUAUCAAAUUUUUUUUCGAAUUCGAUAGGAUAUUUGUUAAAUAAUAUUAUAUUUGAUUUGAAAAUAUUUAUAUAACACUUGCGGUUUUAUAAGCUUAAAUUUAAGUUCGGCUAUUUUACUUCUGUGAAAUUAUUGUAUCUGAAAACGGUGGCAUCAGCCUUGUAUAAAUAUUAAAAUUUCACGUCGAACGAAAAAGUGCUGUGGAUUUUCUGUAAAACGCAUGAUUGUUCCACGAUAUUGCUGUACUUUUGUUAUCGUAUCAUUGUAUUUGUUUGUAAAACAGUUACAAAUCCAGUGAAAUUCGAUAACGUAAACCUAUCUACUAAUAAUACUUCUAUAUACCUAUCGGUUUCUUUAGGCAUUAUUAUUGUAUGAAUUGGCAUUAGAAUUUGAUUUCGUUUGAAAUUCCGGAAUUUGUUUUUUUACCUGUGUCGAGUGUUUACGUCUAUUAAACAGCGACUGCUGUAAGCCAAGUAAUAAACAUACCAAUCGCCAUCUACUCGUACCGUAUAGUCAAGUUGAUUUAAUAAUUUGUGUAUAGGCACGUCUGUUACUCGGCCGUUUUUGAACGGGUAUGACUUAUGGUGGGGUGGGGAGAAGACCGAGAGAACUUAUGCUAAUAGACGAAUUUCUCUACUCCGGGGAAAACGCAAAUAUAAAGGCAAGGCGUGCUCUAAAUACUAGUAAAUCAGUGUUUUGUAUCCCGUACACGCAAAUGGAAACAAAUUUAAAUUAAAUAAAUAUCAAACAGCGUGGGUCCACUUACUCACGCUGAACAAAUUGUGUAGGCAGGUAAGUUGGUAUAGGUAGGUAUACAAAACGCUGAAAAUUUAAUUGUUUCGAUAAAUCACAAUUUCCAUUGUAUUGCGACAUUGGAGAAAUAUGAUUAAUUUUUGUUAAAUUGUAUAGAAAGACACAUUCAAAUUAGAAAAUUACAGAAAAAAUUGUGGUUUUUUUUUUAAUUGAUUUUAUAUUUUGAGUUAAAAAAUAUAUGUUCAAAAUACAAUUUACUUUCAUACUUCUACAGAGUGUUCCAAAUUUUAGGUUAAUCCUAUUUACAUACACUCAAAAUGGUAACAUAUUAUUGAGGAAACGCUGUACAAGUGUACAUCAUAUUCUUUUUAUAGUAUUUACUUUUACUUCUUGUUGGCGGUUUGUUUUAAACAUUAUAGAUAUACCUGCAGAGAUAUAAAUAAGGGAGACCUAAGGGAACUUAGCGCCACCAAAUAUUUCCACAGCCCCUCCAAAUAAAAAUAACGAAUCUUAAAAUUUUUUGAUAAUAUCUAAUCUUCUAUAUCUAUAAUCUCUAUAAUAAAAAAAAGGAAUUAUUGUUAUUCAGUGUAUUGUAACAAUGGUUUUUCUUACAAAUUUUGGUUGUUCUCAAUAUCGAAAGAGAUGUUGUUAAAACAUUAAAUAUUGAAGAUAUUUUAGAAGUGUGCUUACUGUAAUAAAGGCGGACAACUUGUAAGUAUUAAAAUACAAUUUAAAUUAUAAACUUAAAUUUGUAUACAUAUAUUAUUAAUGUGAAUUACUGUGGAUUUGUGUGUGGGGGGGGAAUGAUGAGGGCUAGCCUUGCUAAAAUUGUAACUGUACCUAUAGUAAUAAGUAGUAACAAAUUGUGUAUACAUGUAAAUUAGUAGAUAGGGGUGUAUGUUGUCUUGGUACAUUUAGCAAAACUGCAUGAUCAUUCAAAAUAUAAAUUAAGAGUAAAGUUUACUUUUUCUAUAUAUUUAGUUUGUUUAUUUUUCUGAAUUUCUAACAUCUUUUGGUUUUUAUCAACUACUUCAAAAUAUAAAAUCGAGUUUCCUAAACAUUUUGAAAAAUUGUAAUAGGUAUACAUUUUUGAAAUGCCAUCCUCAUAAUAUCCUGCAUAUAACCCUGCAAGUUUUCAGUGUUAGUCAUUCAUCGAGAUCCGAGAUAUUUGACGGGAUUUUAUCAUUUCGGAAUAGACUGUAUGGCGGUAAGGGUAAUUCGUGACUUAAUUUAUUUUCAUCAUCGAUUAUCCAUCAUAGAUGAAACCUGCAGUGUUGAAAUUUUGCUAGGAAGGUAAUCUUUUUUCGGCAUUAUAUUUCAGAUCAAUAAAUUAUUAAAUGCGGUUAUACCUGAGUUGUUGAGUUGUCUGUGGACGCGAUGUAUAAAUAGACGGUGUAAUUUAUUCAUAAAAAAUAACUGCAGCUUUUCCGCAAUUUUAUAACGCUACCCGUUGAUUAUUAAAUAUAUUUUAUAAGUGUUAACAGCAAAUUUCAUAGGUGUGCCUAAUUCAUACAUUUUUAUCGUUACCUAUAGGUGUUUUUCGUCUUGAGGAAAAAACAGUCACAAGUGACUUUUUUGCACGUCUAUCAUCACGUGAAUAUGGUAUUCUCGUGCUGGACCUAUCUCAAGUACAUAAAAGGUAAAACACGUUAAUGCAAUAUUUUGUUUCAUGGAAAUAAUAAAACAAAAUUAAAUAAUAUUAAUUAUUAUAGACUAUUUCAAUGAUAGCUCAUAAAUAUGACCAAUAUUAUUGACCAAUUUACUUAUACAACAUUUUACAAGGCUUUUUACGGAUUGAAAAAUUAAAAAAUUAGGUUAAUUUUAACUUUUAACUUACCCUUUAACAUUUAAUAUUUUAUUAAUCUAAUUUUAUUUAACUUGACAUAUUUUUGUUUAUUUUAGAUUAUAUCAUGUUAAAUUAAUUUCAAUUUAUUUUAAUGUUAACACAACAAGUACUAAAUUGAACAUUAUUUAAAAAGGUGUUAUAUUAUAAGAAUAGUAUUAAUUUUUUUUUUAUUAUUAAUCGAUAAUGUGUAUGAAGAUUCAAGUUUAAAAUAAGUACCUAUAAUUUUUUUAUUCUCAGAAUAAAUCCUCUUGUGUUUGAUAUUGACAUCCUAAUUUUCAAAAAAUCACAAACUCGAAGUUCAAUAACAAUUAUUUACCAAAAACAAAAAAAAAAUUAACUUUAAACAACGAGUAAAUUAAAUGUUCAACUAACUUCUAACUUAACUUAGUUCAUUAAUAUACCUAACAAUUAACUUUUAACUUGAAUAUUAAUUGACCAUAGCCGAGUUAAUAGUAGGUAUUCAUUAAGUUGCUCAGUCUUGCAUAAAUGCAUACAUUUACUUUAUCGAAAUUUACCUUUAAUAAUAUUUAGGUGUAUUCUUUAUCUUCAUUUUUUUUUCCUUUAAAGAAAAUUCUUACUUAUUUAUUAUCACAAUAUGAUUAAUUUUAAUUAAUAUUUUGACCUAUUUCUUUUUUAAUUAUUUUGAAGUGUUAAACACUUUUAUAUUAAACUUAAAUCAAACACCUCACCGUAUAAAGACAUUUUAAUUAAAAUUUAUUAAUUAUACCAGAUAAAUUUAUUUAAUUUGAACAUUUUAAUGAUAUGCUUACUUUUAUACAAUAAGAUGUAUAUGCAAUAUUAAACAAUUUAAUUUUAAUGUAAACAUUUUUAAUUACGACUUAUAUUAUUUUUGAGAUGAAAUACCCUUUUAAUUUAUACAAAACCGUGUCUAAGCCUCUAUAGUGCGCCACUGCCGCCGGUGUAAACCACAUUAAAUAAAAAAUAAAUAGUAUAUAAGUACAUACGACUUUCGUUUUUUUUUUUUUUUAGGAGAACAAAUGGUAAUUUGUGCAGUCAUUAACGCGAUCAUUCAUUGCGUAAUGUACAGCUACUACUUUUUGUCAGCUCUGGGUCCGCAAAUGCAAAAAUAUCUGUGGUGGAAGAAAUAUCUAACCCGCAUGCAAAUCGUGAGUAAAAAAAAUGUUGGCAAUAUUUUUACGCUAUAUUAAACACAGAUACAAAUAACUGGGAAAUUAAUUUUUUAGGUUCAAUUCCUAGUGAUCUUAAUGUACAAUAUAUUUUUGUACACAUCUAACUGCAAAUAUCCACGGUUGUUUAUGCUUUACACGUUCGCGGACGUUUCUCUGUUUUUAUAUUUGUUCUUAAUGUUCUACAUGAAAACGUACAAAUUAAAAUCCACGAAAAAAGUACAUUAGAAUAAAAAUAACUUCACUAGGUACCUAAAAAGAAAUUUAUUUAUUUAUUUGUUUUAUUUGUUUUGCUUUUUUUAAAAUAUACGGCGGUAAUAGAUGCCAUACAUCUAAAUUAUACGUACAACAAACAUAUAACAUAAUCGAAAAUAUUUAUUUAACAAAAAAUGUAUUAUAUGUUGAGUGCAAUUCGACGAUUGAUUCCACAAAACUCAUGGUUUUAACCUAAAAAUAAAAUCUACAUACUAUUUAGUAUAUCUGCCUAUAUUUAUUACUGUACAUAAUAUUUAGUCGAAAAAUAAAC
Messenger RNA from Cinara cedri, 10891 nucleotides. The record is from the annotation of a GenBank genome assembly. NCBI's taxonomy places the organism in Eukaryota, Metazoa, Arthropoda, Insecta, Hemiptera, Aphididae.